GCCGCCCUGACACCUUGUCUGACACAUGACGCAGUCCACGUGGGCCCGCGCAUCUCCACAAACCAACUUUCCACGCCCAUGAAUGCGUGCAUUCUGCUUUCUUCAACACACUGGACCUCAAAGUGGCUGCCACCUUUUGUUUGGGGCGGGGGUCCAAGUUGUUUCUUAGAUCCGUUGAUUGUACGUCUUCCUCGUAUAUUAAGCAAGUAGCCGACAAUGACGACGUUGCCGGGAACAGUACCGCGAAUGAUGCGCCCGGCCUCUGGACAGAACUAUCCAAGGACCGGCUUCCCUCUGGAAGUGUCUACACCUUUAGGCCAGGGCCGGGUCAACCAGCUGGGGGGCGUCUUCAUCAACGGCCGUCCCCUGCCCAACCACAUUCGCCACAAGAUUGUGGAGAUGGCCCACCACGGGAUCCGACCGUGCGUCAUCUCCCGCCAGCUGCGGGUUUCCCACGGCUGCGUGUCCAAGAUCCUGUGCCGCUACCAGGAGACCGGCUCCAUCCGUCCCGGGGCUAUUGGAGGCAGCAAGCCCAGGCAGGUCGCGACGCCCGACGUGGAGAAGAGAAUCGAGCAGUACAAGAGCGACAACCCGGGAAUAUUCAGCUGGGAGAUCCGAGAUAAACUGCUCAAGGACGGCGUGUGCGACAGGAGCAGCGUCCCUUCAGGUGAGACACUCGCUGUGAGUUCCAUCAGUCGAAUAUUGAGAGCUCGUUUUGGCAAAAAGGAUGACGAGGAGGACGACGAGGACGAGGAGUGCUUUAAAAAGGACGAAGAGGAGGACAAGAAAACCAAGCACAGCAUCGACGGCAUCUUGAGAGACAAAGGCAGUCGAAUGGAUGAAGUGUCGGAUGUGGAGUCGGAGCCGGACCUCCCCCUCAAGAGGAAGCAGCGCAGAAGUCGUACCACGUUUACGGCCGAACAGCUGGAAGAACUGGAGAAGGCUUUCGAAAGAACCCAUUACCCUGAUAUUUACACCAGAGAAGAGCUGGCCCAAAUGACUAAACUCACUGAGGCGCGAGUACAGGUGUGGUUCAGCAAUCGCAGGGCCAGAUGGCGAAAACAAGCAGGAGCCAGUCAGCUCACGGCUUUCAACCAUCUGUUGCCUAGCGGAUUUCCGCCAACAGGGAUGCCAACACUUCCUACAUACCAACUGGCAGACUCCAGCUAUCCGAGCAAUAUUUUAUCCCAAGAUGGCGGCGGGACAGUUCACCGGCCCCAACCGCUACCCCCCUCCACUAUUCACCAGAGUGGUCUAUCCAGCAAUGACAGCAGUUCCACCUAUGGUCUAGCUUCGAAUCGCCACAGCUUUUCUGGCUACUCCGACACCUUCAUGACAUCUGCACCGAGCAGCCACGUCAACCCGGUCAGUGCUGGGCUUUCCCCGCAGGUGAUGAGCAUCCUGAGUAACCCGAGUGGCGUUUCCUCCCAACCCCAACACGACUUCUCUGUGUCGCCGCUCCACAGCAUGUUGGAAGCCCCUCCACCUAACGGAGCGUCAGCCCCCGGCAGCCACCGUUCGGUGGAGGCCUCCAUUAAGACGGUGGACAGCCUUCCAUCCUCCCAGUCCUACUGUCCCCCAACGUACAGCACCACCAACUACAGCGUGGACCCCACUGUGGCUGCCGUGGGCUACCAGUACACUCAGUAUGGCCAGACUGCUAUGAAUUGUCUGGCCAAGAAUGUGGGCCUGUCCAGCCAGCGCAGGGUGAAGCUGUCCGACCACUCGGGUGUUUUGGGACUGCUGCAGGUGGAGACUGGUCAGGCGUACUAGUCCUAAUGUGACCUCAUCAGCACAACAUGACACCGGCAGUGCGAUCACGUUCCGUUGUUCCAUUUUGUGAAGAGGGAAAAAAAAAAGUGAGCUAAACAUGCAAAUUAUUUGGUUUGAUGUGAGGCUAUUUUGGUUGAUAAUUUCAGGUAUCAUUUAAAAUCAUUUCCAACGGGAACAUUCGAGCUAAUUAUUACUAGUCCGUAUAUUUUACGAGAUGUUUUAAGUUUUUCCAUGGAGUCAUUGCUGCAUUUCUAAAUGGGUGAGGAGUGGCUGAAAAUAAUUGGACUUUUGAAAUGGUCAAAUUUGUGCAAAAGGUCCCAGCAAAUGCAAUUAUGUGUUUCAAAACAUUUGGGGACUUUGAAAAAUAUUCAUCUAUUUUGUUUUACUUUUCGUUUUGACAAUCUUUAGAUCGCUAAACAUUAGUCGAAUAAUUUGUGUCAUAUUAUUGUAAAAAAUGUAUAUCUUUGUAAUAUAUUGUUAUUAAGAAAUGUCAAAUCAGGUCAAAAUAAUUUUUUUUAAUGUGUUUGUAUGAGAGAUUCAUCAAAUGUAGUUGGAGGCAAGAUAUUCCAGAUUUUCCAUUUUGGACAUUAUUUUAUUCUCACUAAAUAAAAGGCAGAUCACAUUUGGAUUAUGAUUAUAAUUAUUCAUAUUAUUGUGGUCAAAUCCACAGUGGAUUUUCUCAAGUGUGUCCUUUUUUUUCGUAAUUCAUCCUCAAAUUCUUUCUUCACUGUUGACAUGGACAUGUGUGACUUCAAUUGCCUUCUGUAACUAUGCUCACCUUCGAUUAUUUAAUAAAACAGAAUUUGAUUAAAUAUG
Molecule: messenger RNA, 2589 nt
Organism: Hippocampus zosterae (dwarf seahorse)
Lineage: Eukaryota; Metazoa; Chordata; Actinopteri; Syngnathiformes; Syngnathidae
Product: paired box protein Pax-7-like
Exons: 9
Coding region: 217-1773 (518 amino acids)
Biological process (GO): regulation of transcription by RNA polymerase II; anatomical structure development
Molecular function (GO): RNA polymerase II cis-regulatory region sequence-specific DNA binding; DNA-binding transcription factor activity, RNA polymerase II-specific
Source: RefSeq, a predicted model, not a curated record